Triplophysa dalaica is the source of this 1071-nucleotide messenger RNA. RefSeq names its product proteinase-activated receptor 1-like. Gene Ontology annotation, biological process: blood coagulation; positive regulation of blood coagulation; positive regulation of Rho protein signal transduction. NCBI's taxonomy places the organism in Eukaryota, Metazoa, Chordata, Actinopteri, Cypriniformes, Nemacheilidae. Gene Ontology annotation, cellular component: membrane. Bases 1 to 1071 code for a protein of 356 amino acids. The transcript is spliced from 6 exons. Gene Ontology annotation, molecular function: thrombin-activated receptor activity. The record is from RefSeq and is a predicted model, not a curated record.
AUGUGGCGUUUAGAAUCUCAAAGGAUGCUGUGCUCUUCCUCAAAGGAUCACUUCCUCAAUGCUGCUGAUGAUUUGCAUGAGUGCGGACUGAUGGCACUGGUGUUCCCCGUCACCUCUCUGAACUGGUGUAUAGAGGGAAGAACUCUAUACGAAGAUGGAGACAGUCAGCGUCGCAACAAAGUGGAGAUCCCACAGGAGAUUGAUGUGGACAGUGAGAUGUCAGAAAGUGGUUAUCCAUCCGGUUAUCAGGAGUUGCCAGAAAAGACUGUUACCAGUUAUCUAACUGAAAGUGAAAACCAGUUAGAUUUACAACAAGUAAACCGCACAGAUCAGAGUGCAAAAAAGGACAACUGGACUAAACUAUUAAAUAAUACCUUUAGAAUCUCAAAUGAUGCUGUGCUCUUCCUCAAAGGCUCACUGGUCACACGUGUCAUGCCCUCUUUCUACGUCUUCCUCUUCAUCAUUAGUUUGCCUCUAAACACUUUAGCCCUGCUGACAUUCACCUGUAAGAUUAAAGUAAAGAAACCGGCUGUGAUCUUCAUGUCAAACCUGGCGUGUGUGGAUCUGCUCUUAACCCUGCUGCUGCCUCUCAAGAUCCACUAUCACCUGAACGGAUCUCAUUGGGUGUUUGGUGAGGCGGCAUGUCGUGUGCUGACCUCUGCGUUCUACUGCUACAUGUACUGCUCCAUACUGCUGAUGAUGUGCAUGAGUGUGGACCGACUGAUGGCCGUGGUGUUCCCCAUCGCCUCUCUGACCUGGCGACUAAGGAGAGCUGUGAUCAUGAUCAUCGCCGUGCUGAUAGAGUUUGUAGUUUGUUUUGCACCGACCAAUGGAAUCCUGUUGUAUCACUGUGUUCUUCUGGCCACAGGAGGUGUCGGCGGGGAGGUAACCACAUCAUAUACGGCUUACAUGUUGGCUCUGUGUGCGGGCUGCUCAAGUGUUUUUCUAGACCCUCUGCUGUACUACUACGGGUCGUCUCAGUGCAGACAGCAGAUCAGGUCUGUUUUAAAGUGGAGAAAAACAAAUAGAGCAACAACGAUAUCAAGCACUCAGGCUCACGUUAGCAUGUGA